AUGUCUUUGGGAAAGCACGAUUUCAGCCGAGCAGUUGAUGGAAAUACAGCCGAUGACAUAAACGCUUCUUGUAUCAAUAUUGAACAGAAAGGAAAUUCCUGGUGGGGCGUGAAUCUUGAUGACCAGGAAGCACACACUGUUUUAUAUAUACGGAUAGUUCUAGCAAAAGCCUACAACGUCCUACACAUGACUGAAUCUAUAUUCCCGAAUGGGAAAGGUGACUUUACUCGCAUAUCAGGUGAUCAGCAUAACAUUCGGCAGUAUGUUUGGUCGUCUAACACGCGGGCAAGGCUCGUCGGUUUUUAUUUAAAGGAAAGUGAAAGAGGCGACUACAUCUAUAGCUAUUCAAUCUGUGAAUUGGAGGUUUAUGGAAUUAAAGGUUCAGUCUCCAAUAUUGCACUGAAUAAGAUCGCCACUAUGUCGUCUGUGCCGUACUACCUGUCGGGCCCAAGUCUAGCGGUUGACGGAAAUCCGAAUCAACGGUUUUUCGAAGGUUCCUGUUUUCGAACUGCUGGUGAAAGAGAUCCAUGGUGGCAGGUUGAUCUCGAUGGCAUCUAUGUUCUUUUCGCUGUGAUUAUAUACAAUCGAGACGACUGUUGCGAUUAA
Molecule: messenger RNA, 606 nt
Organism: Mercenaria mercenaria
Lineage: Eukaryota; Metazoa; Mollusca; Bivalvia; Venerida; Veneridae
Exons: 4
Coding region: 1-606 (201 amino acids)
Source: RefSeq, a predicted model, not a curated record